Molecule: messenger RNA, 433 nt
Organism: Drosophila obscura
Lineage: Eukaryota; Metazoa; Arthropoda; Insecta; Diptera; Drosophilidae
Product: putative 60S ribosomal protein L33
Exons: 2
Coding region: 93-293 (66 amino acids)
Source: RefSeq, a predicted model, not a curated record
UGUCUGACUUUGCAUUGAUUCGAAAUUCGAAAACAAAUCAACAAACAUUUCCCCGUAUAAGUAACAGCAGCUCGAAUCAAUAUAACUCCAAGAUGUCCGAGCGUUUCAAUGGAUCCUCCUUCAUGGAUAAAUUCAACAGCCACACACUGCGCGGACGUGCCAAUGUGGCCAAGGCCACGCUGGCCGGUCUGGGCGUCGCCUAUGUGCUGCUGAAGAUGCAACAGGCCUGGGUGAAGCGUCGCGAGGCCAAGCUCUACUGCAAGGGCUGUCAGAAGGUCCUGCUGCGCCACUAAAGAACAGCAGCAGGAGGAGGAGCAGCAGCAGUAGCCCUUCUUAGCCUGGGGAUUGCCCCCUCAGCUAUCGUUAGCCAAAUUGCGUGUUCGUUUUUCUUUUGAUUUAAUAAAUUCCCAGAACCCAUCUGGAUGCCAUUCCA